Paramacrobiotus metropolitanus is the source of this 1907-nucleotide messenger RNA. RefSeq lists its product as uncharacterized. Bases 161 to 1711 code for a protein of 516 amino acids. The transcript is spliced from 8 exons. The record is from RefSeq and is a predicted model, not a curated record. NCBI's taxonomy places the organism in Eukaryota, Metazoa, Tardigrada, Eutardigrada, Parachela, Macrobiotidae.
UGUCUUUCCUUAUGAAUCAAAGCUCAAAGCGCCAAGCCUGUUGAUUUUACAGAUUAUUUGCGCAUCAUUUUCAUGUUUCUUCGAUCUUCGGCAUUGUCUAGACUAGAGAUUUCUUCAGCUUUGGGCGCUUUUUCCUAAGUUAACCUUAUUAAUAUCAGACAUGCCACACUUUUAUAAGUUAAACGUAACCAAUACAAGCAUAGCCAGCUUGACAACACAACCGGAGAAUGUCCUGAAAACUCCGAUAUUGAGCGCGCCGCCUGUUGCAUCCUGCGAUAGCGAUCAACUGGAUGAGCAGGUGAAGCGGCAUCCCGGCGAGGCAACGGCGGAUUAUUACCAGCGCAUGAAGCGGAUGCUGGAAAAGGCCGUCCAUCCCGAUCCCGCGACACCAUUACUCCAGCGUGCCUCGACGGCUCAGAAAAUUCGCAAUCAAAUCAGCAAUCUCCUCGGGCAGAUGCGCGAUGGCUGCCAGAAUCCGUCCAAGAAGGAGGUGGAGGAAUUCUGCGUCUAUGCGAACCAGAAAGUCUUGGCCAUUUUCAAGGAAGACCAGAAACCUGGUCCACGACCACCACGGUAUAAUCCAGACGGUGUGCCGCAAAGCGUCCGGAAACCUGUCAUUCAGAACGCUGUAGCGAUUGGCUCCGGUUAUGAUCGGCAUCAGGCUCCUUUCGUUAAUCAUGAAAACAACUGGUUGAAGGAGCUGAAAUCUUCGAUCAUAGUGGAUGUAUAUAAUGUAAUGAAGGCUGACCGCGAGUAUUUCGCCACCUCACUGAAAGAGUUGACCUACCGCGUGGAUGAAUUGACAUACAAAUUGAAGCACGUUGACGACACCGUCCAGACAACAUAUACGGAUUGGCUGAAAGAUUCCCAGUACAUUCGGGAACGUAUUGCGUGGGAAGUGGAAAGGGUCGGUUGGGACACGGAUCGGCUGCAGCGCCAGAUCGAUCGCAAUCACGACUUCGUGAUGGGAAAGGAAAUGCGCGGCGGUAUUAACCAUUUUCACAUGUAUCCACUGCCGAAGAAGGCGUACUAUGACGAGCCGGAGGAGAUGCAGCCGGACACGAAUGAUUCGGGUAUUCAGUUGGACGAGGACAGUGACAGUUGUCGCGGCAGUGGCACCAGCGAAUGCUCAGAAGUUGAAGAAGUGUGUGGAAGUGACCAUAUUCCCUUAACGAAAUCGGAUGUCGAGUUAUGUAAUGCAGUCUGUGAUAGUAAUGGUGCUGAUGAAUAUCUACCGGAAUCGCUGGAAUCGUCGGUUUCUUUGGAUGACAGUUUUCAAGAGAUUGUGGAUGAAGAAAAAGUUGGGAUUGUGGAUUUGCCAGAUUGUGCCGUUAAUGAUGAGGAAAUUGGAGAUGAUGAUGUUUUCUGGCCGGCAGAAGAACUGGUGGCGGCAUUCGGUGAGCAAGAAGCAUCUAGCGGCAUUCGUAUGGACAACGAUACCGGUGAUGACGCCUUGGCGGAUGAAAGCGCGGAUAGUGCGCAGAGUGUGGCAGAACACACGGUGCGGAUGCGAAAGGGGAUUCGAGGUUUUUUUCCGUGGAUGGUUGUUUUGGUUUUAAUCUUGUUGUUGUUGGUUAAAGUGGUGCGAUUUGGAGAUGCUGUAGCGGCUUCUAUAGCUGACUUUGUGAAUGGCGAUGGUGAAAAUUCUUUCUGGUCUACGUAUCUGCAUUGCGUGAAAACAACGGAAGCCCGGGAUUGUUUUGCAUUUUAAAUUUUACGUUUUUAAAGUUUACACGAUCUGACCUGAGGAUCGAUCUCUUUCUCGGUAUUUUUGAACUUCUCUUACCUUUAUUCCGUUGUAAUAUUGCAAAAUGUAAACCUCUGUACAUUUUUGUUGUAUAUUUUGUAUACUGUUGUACAUUUGUUAGCCGUUUGCGGUGAGAUUAGACAUGUGCAGGCCGUUUUGG